UUAAAGGUUGGAGAAUGCCUUAUAUUAUCAUUAGUUGGGAUUCCUAUGUGUGAUGUGUAAUAUUCUGGUAACUAAAAACUAGGUUUUAAAAAUUUGGCACGUUGCCAAUGUUUUGUACAUUUCCAGUUAGGAAUGCAGUUAUUUUGGGAUACAAGGACCGUUCAGUUGUAGCCUACUUAUGCAAAGAGCAACAUUCUACAAAGCAUUCCUCUUCUGAUUACAUUCGGACGCAUGCGCAGUAAACCAAUUAAAUGUCUAUGUAUUUAAGCCGAACUGUGAUCUCUUCUCUGACGUUGUGAAGGUGCGGAUCUGCAAACAUCCAAGUACCUUUUCAUAGCUGGAACACAACACACCCAAGGCCAGCAUCAGCUCCCACCAUGGCUAGUCAACAAAGCUUUAUGCAGCGUCUACCAAAACCUUCCAAAGAAGUAAAAGCUAGUUUGAAAACUGGCUGUAUCUUUCCUAUCGCUCAGAUUGCCAUCGGUGCUGUGUACCUGAAUGACUGUCCCAGGCAAGAAUAUAUCCCUAUCUACCUGAUAGUGGCCGGUGUGUUUGGGCUGGUCCUUGGCCUGUUCUCCUGCCUUCCCUGCACCCAGAAGCCUGCCGACAGCCCCCACAACCCUGCCAGCCGAGCCUGCUCCGUGUGGAGCAGCCUGACCUCCACCUUCCUCUUCUGUUGGUUCAUCUGUGGCAACGUGUGGAUCUACUCCAUCUACCCCCCCAACUACAACCAGACUCUGACCCAGACGGAUGGGCCCUACUGCCACAGAACCCUGUAUCUCUUUGCUUUCUGGAGCACCACACUGACAUACAUCCUGCUGGGUGUGUUUCUGCUGGUGGCCUGCUGUGCCCUGGUCUGCUGCUGCAUCCUGGGAAUCAACGAUCCAGACGACAAUGCGGUCUGAGGAUGGAGGUGUGGGGUGGGGAGAGCUGCGUUUGGGAUGGGAGAGCAGAAG
Messenger RNA from Osmerus eperlanus (European smelt), 956 nucleotides. RefSeq names its product transmembrane protein 272-like. The transcript has 5 exons. Bases 378 to 905 code for a protein of 175 amino acids. NCBI's taxonomy places the organism in Eukaryota, Metazoa, Chordata, Actinopteri, Osmeriformes, Osmeridae. The record is from RefSeq and is a predicted model, not a curated record.